Molecule: messenger RNA, 1320 nt
Organism: Exserohilum turcica Et28A
Lineage: Eukaryota; Fungi; Ascomycota; Dothideomycetes; Pleosporales; Pleosporaceae
Exons: 2
Coding region: 1-1320 (439 amino acids)
Source: RefSeq, a predicted model, not a curated record
AUGCAUCUGCCUCACCUGCUCUCGUUACCGCCCGCCAUCAUUGCCCUCUGCGCAGCCCCCGCCGUGAAUGCCGCCGAAGCCGAAUCGCACCCGCAACAAUGGCCGCACAAUGUCCCCAAGCACCUAAAGUACUUUCCCGAGGACGAGAUACGCGUGAAGCGCGGCCUGGACCUCCAAAAGAGACUGCAGUAUGAGAAGCCGAUUGGGGUGAAGAAAAUGAGCCUGGACGAGGGGGAAAUGUUUAUGCUCGACAACUGGAUAUUCGCCUCGGAUUCACAGCAACAACCAGCGCGCAGAUGGGACGCAGACUCGUGGAGCAAUCUCACAGUGCAAGCCGUGUUGUCGCCUUUGCGGCCCAUAGCGCAAUCCGACUGGCUGGCGCGCAUGCAUGUGCGAGAUGUGCUGCUGGGCCGCCAGUUCAAAUGCCCAGAUGGAACGAGCAGCUGCGAGGCGAUUGGGGCGCCGGACGUCUGCUGCGGAACCGGAAGUAACUGCAUAAAGACGUCCGGCAGCUCGGAUGCGGGCAACGUGGGGUGCUGUCCCAAGGGCCAGACGUGCGCGGGCAGCGCGAGCUGCGACGAGGCCAGCGGAUAUACAAGUUGUCCGGAUGCGCCAAACGGUGGAUGCUGUCUGCCCGGGUUCAAGUGCCAGGGCGUUGGGUGUAAGUCUAAAGAUAUUGAUAUUGAUAUCAGUUUAGGCGGAGAUUCUAACUCAGACACAGGUAUCUUGCAAAGUACAUCAACAACAUACGUCCAACCUCCUCCUCCGUCUUCUUCAUCUACUUCUUCUACUUCUUCAGCCACCCCUCCCCCUCCAACAUCAACCGCGGCUCCUCCUCCUCCUUCAAGCACCACCCCCGCACCAACACUCUCCUCCGGCUCCGCCACCACCACCGCCAUCCCAGCCUCAACCGCUGACGUCUGUCCCAAGGGCUUCUACGUCUGCAGCGCCUACUACCCCUCUGGCUGCUGCCGCGUCGGCCGCGACUGCCAGACCACCGGUUCCUCGUGCGUCCUGCCCACCGGCACGGUCCUCAGCUCAAACGGCGUCGUCAUCGUCGCUCCCACCACUACGACUACUGGCUCUGGCUCUGGCUCUUGCCCCAGCGCCUGGUAUAGCUGUCCCGCCGACGCUGGUGGAAACUGCUGUCCAAGUGGAUUCGCCUGUGGCACCCAGCAAUGCACUGCCACCGCGAGUGGCCAGACGGGCGUCCGCGACAAGGCGAACCCGAGUAGUAAAGCUAGUUUUGUAUCUGCGUUUUCCCUUGGCGUAUCGGGUUUUGUCGCUGGCGCUAUUGCCGUUGCCAUGGUGCUGUUGUGA